AAUGCAACUAGUUAUAUUCUUCACUAUUCUGUUGGGGCUAUCGUCUUUGAGUGCUCAGCCCUUAAAUAUGAAUUUAUUGAAAGCUAUGGGUGACACAUUAAAUGAUAAUCAAAUGAAUAAUGUGCUCCCAGUGCCAAGCACAAUUGCAAAUCCAUCAGAUGAACUCUUGAUCGACCAAUCAAAAUCCGAUCCAAUAUCAACUACUACAUUAAAAUCUAGUUCUAAAAUUCGGACUUAUGAAGUGUAUGCUGUGAAUAUGACACAUAAAAAAGUGACAACAUUGAAACCUCCAAAAUCCAAUUGUUGCAAUUCGAUUUCCACCGCGAGCACUGAAGGAACAACGGAAAGCCUCAAAUUAAAUUCAUCCAUCACGAUUUCUACAACGAGCACUGAAGGCAAAAUAUUUGACAAUCGUCAAAGCAUUACGACUGAAACGUAUAUUAUCGAGCCUCGACCUAUGCAUAUCGAGCCAAGAUUGAGCGUCAAACUUUUGAAAGUACUCACGCUCCUGGGCUAAGGUUCUACUUGGCUCACUAACACAAAUGUCUGUUAAAAUAAUAAAUAACAUUAAUUUAAAAUCGCUGCAGUUGUAUUGUGUUUGGGUAUACAAAACGAUGGGAAUUCUCAACAGCUUUAUCCAUAUAUAAUUGUCGUUCUCGUAUUGUACAAUAAUUAUUU
Molecule: messenger RNA, 678 nt
Organism: Drosophila novamexicana
Lineage: Eukaryota; Metazoa; Arthropoda; Insecta; Diptera; Drosophilidae
Exons: 2
Coding region: 2-517 (171 amino acids)
Source: RefSeq, a predicted model, not a curated record